Messenger RNA from Scomber japonicus (chub mackerel), 975 nucleotides. RefSeq lists its product as uncharacterized. NCBI's taxonomy places the organism in Eukaryota, Metazoa, Chordata, Actinopteri, Scombriformes, Scombridae. The record is from RefSeq and is a predicted model, not a curated record. The transcript has 6 exons. Bases 71 to 877 code for a protein of 268 amino acids.
UCCAUGCUUAGAAAGACCAAAAAACAAGAUUGAUUCACUGCUCCCUGGUUCCUGUACAAAAUCUGGAAACAUGAAAUUUUUGGACCUUUUCGGGCGCCUAAAAUCUGUGGUUAUUGGAAUGAUUCAUGUAAAAGCUUUACCAGGCACCCCUUUAGGAUGUAUGAAAAUGUCUCAGAUCAUUGAAGAAGCAUGCAGGGAGGCGGAGAUCUACCGUGACGCAGGGAUUGAUGGUUUGAUUGUAGAGAACAUGCACGACAUCCCUUACUCGUUCUCUGUGGGUCCUGAGGUGUCUGCCUGUAUGACUUCAGUGUGUGCUGCUGUGAGAGGCCUCUGUCCAUCUCUGCCACUGGGAGUGCAGAUACUGUCCUCAGCUAACCAGCAUGCAUUGGCUGUAGCUCUGGCCUCAGGUCUGGAUUUUAUCAGGGCUGAAGGUUUUGUCUUCUCUCAUGUGGCUGACGAAGGCCUCCUAAACGCAUGUGCUGGGGACUUACUGAGGUAUCGCAAGCAGAUUGGAGCUGAGCAUGUGCAGAUCUUCACCGACAUCAAGAAGAAGCACAGCUCCCAUGCCCUGACAUCAGAUGUGAGCAUUGAGGAGACGGCACGAGCCGCCGAGUUCUUCCUUUCAGACGGACUCAUCAUCACAGGGACGGCUACUGGAGUGCAGGCUGACCCGCAGGAGCUCAGAGAAGUUUCCCAAUCUGUGAAAAUCCCAGUGCUGAUAGGCUCCGGAGUGACCUACGACAAUAUUGAACGUUACCUUGAUGCAAAUGGAAUGAUCAUUGGGUCUCAUUUUAAGAAGAGUGGUCACUGGGCCAAUGCCGUCGACCCGGAGCGAGUGAAGAAGUUCAUGGGGAAGAUGUGUGAACUUCGGAAAUGAGAGGCUGAUCAGUGAUAGGCACGUCCUGUUGGACUGAACCCAUCUUUGAUACACUGUACUGCCACCUUAAUUAAACACGUUCAGCCAUCAUCUUAAGA